Molecule: messenger RNA, 1001 nt
Organism: Rhagoletis pomonella (apple maggot)
Lineage: Eukaryota; Metazoa; Arthropoda; Insecta; Diptera; Tephritidae
Exons: 2
Coding region: 82-960 (292 amino acids)
Source: RefSeq, a predicted model, not a curated record
AUAAGAAUUAUAUUCUCUUCAGAUGAUAAGCCGUCUCCAUGCGCUGCCCGCAGAAAAGAUGACGCUUGGAAUUACGAAAGAAUGGUAUCGGAGCUACGAACACCCGACCAAGGGGCUCGAUUUGCAGAAAAGCAUGGUUUAAUACCUAAAACCAUGGUCUGUCCUAUACAUAAAACGCUUAUGAAUAGGUCAAAAGGCGGGAAAUUUGGUUUUUUCGUAUGCCGUAGAGGAACCUGCAUGUCGAGGCCCCGAGUUUCUGUUGCGGCUGGGACGUGGUUCGAGCAAACUAGAAUUAGUGUACCGCAUAUUUUUUAUCUCAUGUACUGCUUCGUUGAAAAUUUAACCAAGGAAACAGUCCAACGUAAGGACUUUUGCGAGGAGGGGAAAACUCUGUCAUCUAGUACUAUCACCGACUGGUAUAACUAUUGCCGCGAGGCGGUGAUAAUAUACCAGUUGGACCACCAAGAUGCGUCUGGAGAAAUUGGUGGUCCAGGCCGGAUAGUGCAGAUUAACAAGAGAAAAUUCGGUAAAAGAAAAUUAAAUGAUGGCGACCAGGGGGAGGAUCACUGGUUGCUGGGCAUGAUUGAGGAUGAAAGCGAGGACCUACGGCUGGAGGUAUGCCCAGACAAUGUGCGGUCAGCGAAAGUCCUCAUUCCGCUUAUUAAAAAGCAUGUCGCCGAGGGUACCACCAUACGAACGGAUUGCUUGGGUGCAUUUGAGGGCCUUUCUGAUUUUGGAUUCACCCACCUUUUGCUCGAUGUUGUAGAUGUAACCCGUACCCAGAGAAUUGAGUCCCAGUGGGCGGAUGUUAAGCGUUUUUUCUCCACGCGGACCAACCACACCGGUAAAUUCGCCGAUAUCCUUGUUGAAUACCUAUGGCGCAAAUCUGUUAAAAUAGCUAACAAAGAUCCAUUCUUGGCGCUUAUUGAGUGCAUAAAAUAUAUGUAUGAAACUGAAUAAAACUACAAAAAAUAUUGAAUUUGUUAAAAAUGUCUUUAGUU